This is a messenger RNA of Lagopus muta (rock ptarmigan), 3833 nucleotides long. RefSeq names its product ring finger protein 44 (gene RNF44). The record is from RefSeq and is a predicted model, not a curated record. The transcript is spliced from 11 exons. Bases 820 to 2148 code for a protein of 442 amino acids. NCBI's taxonomy places the organism in Eukaryota, Metazoa, Chordata, Aves, Galliformes, Phasianidae.
CGCGCUGGGCCGGAGCCGGUGGGGGGCGUGGGGCCGUGCGGGCGGCGGUCCUUGGGCGGCCCCGGCAGAUGGCACCGAGCGCCGCUAACUUUGUUCCCGUGCCCGGUGGCCGCCGAGCCUCGGCCGCGAGUGUCAGCCCCCACCGCGUCCCGGCCGUUGCCGCGGCCUCUGGGCGCUGACCCCGGGGGUCGCGCGGGGCCCGAGCACCGCGGGUGUGCGUGGGGUGAAACGGGAGGCGGUAAGCGGGGACGCGGGGGGGAGCCCGGAGCGGCGCGGUGAGCACAGACCGCGCACAGCUCUGGACCCCGCAGCGGUCGGACCCCAGCGGGAGCGCGGGCUGCUCUGAGGGCUCCUGCUGUGGCGGCUUUGUUUUUGCCCAAAAGAGAGAGAUUUGCCCUCGGAUUCAGAACCAGCAUCCCAGGUUGGGGUGAGGGUAGGAGGAGAUGCUCGGCACGGUGUCAGGCCGUCCCCUCGGUGUGACAUGGCCAUUUGUCCUUCUGGCGACGCCCCCAGCCUCCUGCAGUGCUGCUGCCCGGCUCAGGGCGCUCUGUGCUCAGUCUGUGCCUGCAUGGCCAGCGCAUGGAGCGUCAGGAGGAAGGGCUGAAGCAGGCGCUGUGCCGGGAGAUGGCCUCCAGCUGGAUUUGGGGGGACAGCUUUGAGGCCAGAGCUGCUUGGAUUGGAACAUGUGCCACCUUGUACUGCAGGGACACGGGAGGACGUCGAGCCAGGCAAUGAGCAGCCCCAGGAUCCAAGGUGCUGGUGUCUUGCCCUGCCUGGAGCCUGAGGUCCUGCGUGCUCAUCCGCCUCCCGACGUCACCAAUGCGACCAUGGGAACUGGCAGUGAAUAGGCGGCCUCCCUCUGCCCCUUUUAACCAACGUCGUUUCUCAGGGGGACCCUGCAGCAGCCCUGACCACCUCCGGCGAAGCCCCCCUGCCAGGCGUCAGUGGGGACGACGCGACCGACCUCUGGCAACCCUGCUGGGCCAGGAUGAGACCCAGCUGCACCCUGCCUUCCCCCAGCAGCCGCACAUCCCUGUAGAUGAGCCCCGCGCCUACGCUCUCCCCAGCACACCGCCACGAAUGCUGCACCCGGCCGCUCACCCACCCCACCAGAACCCAUUCAUGGUGGAUCUUCAUGACCAGGUGCACCAGGGACCUGUCCCUCUCUCCUACACGGUCACAACCGUUACGACGCAAGGCUUCCCCAUCCAUACCAGCCAGCACAUCCCUGGGUGCAGCACCCAGCAGCUCCCAGCAUGCUCAGUGAUGUUCAGUGGACAGCACUACCCGCUCUGCUGCCUCCCACCCCCGUUGAUCCAGGCAUGCGCCAUGCAACAGCUCCCAGUCUCCUACCAGACGUUCCCUCCAAUCAUCUCCAGCGACCAUUACAUCCUGCACCCGCCCCCGCCGCCAGUGCCCCCCCACCAACCGCCCCACAUGGCUCCCUUGGGGCAGUUUGUGCCUCUCCAAGCCCAGCACCCACGAAUGCCUCUGCAGAGGAUAGACAAUGAUGUGGACCUGCGAGGGGAGCAGCACCCCAUCGCCGGCUUCACGUACCCCCCGUCCCACCAUGCUCCCACGCUCUCCCCCUCCGUGCCGCUGCAUUACCUCCCCCACGACCCUCUGCACCAAGAGCUGCCAUUCGGCGUGCCAUACCCCCACAUGAUGCCCCGGCGGCUGAACACCCAGCGGUACCGGCUGCAGCAGGCGCUGCCCCCCCCGCCGCCCCCUCCACCGCCCCCUCCGUACUACCCGAGCUUCCUGCCCUAUUUCCUCUCUAUGCUUCCCGUGUCGCCGACGGCCGUGGGGCCCACGAUCAGCCUGGACCUGGACGUGGAUGACGUGGAGAUGGAGAACUACGAGGCGUUACUGAACCUGGCCGAGCGGCUGGGGGAGGCCAAGCCACGGGGACUCACCAAAGCAGACAUCGAGCACCUCCCGUCCUACCGCUUCAACCCUGAGAGCCACCAAUCCGAGCAGACCCUGUGCGUUGUGUGCUUCAGCGACUUCGAGGCCCGGCAGCUGCUCCGCGUCCUGCCCUGCAACCACGAGUUCCACGCUAAGUGUGUCGACAAAUGGUUAAAGGCGAACCGCACGUGCCCCAUCUGCCGGGCGGAUGCGUCGGAGGUGCAGCGGGAGGCGGACUGAGGCGGGCGGGCGCCGUGCCGCACAAUUGGUUACAGGAUGAGGACGUCGGGCCAGGGGCGGGGGCCGCUGCCCGCUGCCAGGGCCCGGCCGUGCGCUUACCCCCCCUCCCCAGAGCCUCUCCUCGGAUGCGGUGAGCGCUGAGCAGCCCGGGCUGCGGCCAGCCCUCCUCCUCCGCCGUGGCUCGGAGCGCUGCGGGGCCGAAUGGUGUUUGCUGGUGGCGGCCGCCCGUGUCCUCCGCACUGCAAAGACGCUGUCGUCGCUCCAUCACUUUCCAGGUCUUUGUACUCCGCUAGGGAUUAUUAUUUCCCCCCCGCCCCCCGUUUCUCUUUUGUUUUGUUUUUAGGGUAGGUUUUUGUUUUUUUUUUUCCUUCCGUUUCCUUUUCCGUCGCGUUUCUUUGGUCCUGUGGCCGCUCUUCCCCUCGGCGGUGGGAGGAGGGCGGAGGGCGCACCGUAGCCGGGUGCCGACGGGCCCGGGGCCGACGUGGGGCCGCUCCCCACCGCUCCGUGUCCUUCCCAGGCGGGAGGACGGCCCCGGCCCCGAGCCCCGCUCACUCCGAGGCGGUCGGGCCCGGCGGGGAGCUCAGCGUGGAGGCCCGGUUCGCCCCCCGGGCUCCCGAGCGCCUCAUCCUGCGGGCCGGGCGGCGCGGCGCGGGGUUUUGCCGCGACCUCGCGGUGGUUUCUGCCGCUCGGCGCCGCCCCGGCGAUGCGCCGGCCGUCCCGGCGGUGGGGCCCGAGUCAUUUUGCAUGAUUAAUUAGCGAGGAGGGGGGGGGGCGGGAAGGAGGGUCGCUCCCUCCCCGCGUUGCCGACGCCUGGGAGGCUCCGCGCGCGGCCGCCAGCCCUAUGUAAAUGUUCACAAAUAUGCAUGCAUGUCUGACCAGCUUGGAACGUGGUCUUGGCUACGUCUAGCCGGCUGUGGGGUGAGGGGGGUGGGGAGAGGGGUUUUUGUGCUCAGCUGAUACUGCCAUGCACUGUACUGCACAUGUCCGCAACGCCACUGCAGGACCGUGAGGCUUUCAGGGCCGUCCCCGCGGCGGCGUGUGCAAGGGGCCGCUCCCCGCGGGGCGGGGCCGGGCGGCGGGGCUGGGCCCCGGCGGCGAAGGGUCGGCGGCCGCGGCGAGGCGCGAGGAGCGGGCCGCGCCCGGCGGGUGCGGGCGGGUUUGGGGCUUUCCCUCGCAUCCCGCGCCCUAGGCGCGGAGCGGAGCGCCGAUCUCCGGUUGGCCGGGGAGCGCCCGCCGCCGAUCGGCGGGAAGCCGCGCGCCCCGCUCUCCUCCGAUCGGCGAGCGAGCGCCGGUCUCCACCCGGCCGAUCUGGCGCGGAGGGCGGCGGGAGGCGCGGCGCGAUCGGUCGGCUCCCCUUUUGCCUCCCUUUCUCGGCCGCGUGCCCGCCGUCGAGGCCCGGGCCGGGCGCUGCGGCUCCGCCGCGCCGCCGGCACCGCUGGGCUCGGUGCCCCCUGGGCAGGACCCCGGCCCUCCCCGUCCCUCGCUCAGUGACAGAUAACCAAAGGAGUCCCCGUGCCGCGCGGCGGCCUCGCGCCCCGGAGACGCCCCCCCACGUCCCCUUCCGCCCUCGCGGUGCCCAGGGAGCCAGGAAAGCCUUACGGUCCUUUGACGGCGACUCGAAAGCUCACAGCUCGUGUGCUGCAGAAUUUAUUCCGAUGAGCAGCUACAAGUAUCAUUUAAGAAGA